Molecule: messenger RNA, 2486 nt
Organism: Bicyclus anynana (squinting bush brown)
Lineage: Eukaryota; Metazoa; Arthropoda; Insecta; Lepidoptera; Nymphalidae
Gene: Elp2
Product: elongator complex protein 2
Exons: 13
Coding region: 95-2455 (786 amino acids)
Biological process (GO): tRNA wobble uridine modification
Cellular component (GO): elongator holoenzyme complex
Molecular function (GO): protein binding
Source: RefSeq, a predicted model, not a curated record
CUGUGAACUUAACCUUAAAUUUAAUGUCAAAAUCAUAUGCAAAAUUGCAAAACAAAACACCGGAGAUAUUCGCAAAUAAUUAACAAAAUAAAUUAUGAAGAUUUCAGUGCAACAAGUGUAUACAUCAGUAGCCUGCAACCGUACUCCAGAGAUAGCUGAUUGGAAUAACGAGGGUCUUAUUUGCUACGGCGCUUGCAAUGCAGUAGUUAUUUACGACACGCUUGCCAAAGACAAGGAUCCACUGGCUGUCCUCUGUCACCACAAAUCAACAGUAAACUCUGUGAAAUGGUUACAAAGACCAGACAGCACUUGUACAGAACUGUUGUCAUGCUCCGCAGACAAAACUGCAGCUAUCUGGAGCAUAGACAAUGGUGUCUGGAAGAUAUCCAGUAGUUUGGAGGGACACAAUGAGGGAGUGACCUGUAUCCAUGGAGUAUAUGUUGAUACAAACAGAUUGUUAGUUUACACAGGCUCCAUAGACUCUAGUAUAUGUGUUUGGGAAAGAAUUGAUGGUAACACUACACUGAAACAGAAAAUAAACCUCAACUCUGGUCUGGCCUUAACCCUCCACAGCUGUGUGCUACCCGCUGCCAACAGGCCCAUUCUAUUCUGUGCUCUGGAUGACCACAAAGUGCACAUAUUUGUAGAACAAAGUGACCACCAAUAUCACAGAGUGCACAUGUUGGCAGGACAUGAAGACUGGGUGAGGGGGCUUGAUGUAAUAAAUGUUGACAACAAAACCCUAAUGCUGGCUUCAGCCUCUCAAGACACUUACAUUCGUUUAUGGAAGAUCCAACACUAUGAGGAGAAACCCGUGGUUGGGAUCAAGGUGGAAGAGAAAGUAUUUGAUGCUUACGGUGUGAAGCUGUCGGUGAAACUUGAUGCAGUUUUGGCUGGACAUGAAGGCUGGGUGUAUGGUGUCCAGUGGCAGAAGAUAAUUGAUAAUGAAAACAGUCAACCUAUCUAUCGUCUCCUCUCAUCAUCUCUUGACAAAACCCUCAUAAUAUGGCAGCCGGAGAGUCACGGCGACGCGUGGGUGGAGAGCGUGAGAGUGGGAGAAGUGGGAGGAAACGGGCUCGGCUUCUACGGCAGUCGGUUUGGACCUGACGCGAUUUUGGGCCACGGCUAUAAUGGGUCGCUACACAUAUGGAAAUAUGACAAACAAGUGAACCAGUGGCAGCCCGGCGUGGUGUCGGGCGGACACUUCAGCGCGGUGGAGGACUUGCGCUGGGAGCGCGAGGGCCGUUACCUGCUCAGCGUGUCGCUGGACCAGACCACGCGGCUCCACGCGCCCUGGGUGAGGGCUGACGGCAGCGGCACGCAGUGGCACGAGCUGGCGCGCCCGCAGGUGCACGGCUACGACCUGGCCGCCGUCGCGCUCGUGUCGCCCGCCGCCUUCGUGAGCGCCGCCGAGGAAAAGGUGCUGCGAGUGUUCGCCGCGCCGCACAACUUCAUACACAACUUCAACAACAUCACGGGGGAGACACUCGUCGGGGACGAUGCCAAGGGUCCGGAAGGAGCGUCAGUGCCGUCACUGGGGUUGUCCAACAAGGCGGUGUUCAGUGACGCAGACACGUCCAACGCUGGUGAUGACAACGAUGGAUACUUCGUGCCUGUAAAUCUACAUGAGCCGCCGACCGAGGAGACUCUGAUGCAGAACACGCUCUGGCCGGAAGUGCACAAGCUGUAUGGCCACGGCUACGAGGUGUACUGCGUGGACGCCAGCGCGGACGGCGCGCUCGUCGCCUCCGCCUGCAAAGCCACCACACCCGAACACGCGGCAGUGCUCAUAUGGGAAACUAAAACCUGGCAACAGAUCCAAAAGCUGACAUCACAUCAGCUGACCAUCACCCAGCUAGCCUUCUCUCCGGACAGCCAGAAGUUGCUGUCAGUGUCGCGCGACCGAAGGUGGAGCUUAUACCAAAGGGAUGUGGGUGCAAAUUCCUUCACCGUGGCCGCCAGUUCUGACAAGAAGUAUGGAGUACACACCAGGAUCAUUUGGUGCUGUGCUUGGGCACCAGACAGUACUGUGUUCAGUACGGGCUCUAGAGAUGGAAAGGUAUGCGUAUGGUCUAAAGGAGAUACAAUCAGCGAAUCCUCACUUAAAGAAUACAGUUUAUUGGGAAAUACUCCCGAGCACCAUACCACUUUGGGCCCUGCAGGAAAACCUUUAGAGCUGACUAACUCGGUGACUGCGCUGGCCUUCGCGCCGCUGGACGGGGACCUCAGGCUGGUCGCUGUGGGGCUCGACUGCGGCACCGUCAGGAUAUACCAGUUCGACCUCACGUGGAGUCUGCUGCACGAACUGGAUCACAGUAUGGCGCACCAUUUGACUGUAAAACGACUCUUCUUCCGACCACGACCACCCGGUGAGGGCGAAACGAAUACAGAUAUGUUACUAGCCAGCUGUGGUACUGAUCACUUUGUUAGAAUAUGCUCAUUAAAUAUAUUGUAAAUAUCAAUAUAAAUAUAAUAUAUUUUUACUA